AUGUCUCUCAGAUACUCUCUACUCAAGUCCCAGAGACUUCUCGGGGUCCGGCCGCUCGCAGGCCGUGUGGCUUUGGCUCGCCUGUAUUCCUCUUCACCCUCCUUUUCGUCCAACCGUAACACGCCCAACUUCAAAUCCUCAGAAACCGAGUCUUCUUCCUCUUCUUCUUCUUCUUCUUCUUCUUCUUCUUCCUCUUCUCUAGACGAAAAGUUCCGUGCUCCGGACUCAUUUGACGAGAUCAAUGUACGACCUACUAAGGCCAUUCACGAGCACAUUACCAAGCAGUACCCGAACCCGAUUGACAAUCCAGACAACCACGAUUAUUUUUUCGAUGAAAACGGAAACCGCCGCGUUACCAUUCACUCGGAAGACCUGCCGGACCCCUUGGCCGAAUCUCGCAGAACCAGACGCUCUUUCUAUGCAUUCAUUGCAUUCAUGCUGCUUACCUUUGGUGGUAUUGUCAAGUACGAAGAUGCAAACUCGCCAGUUGUUACUUCCACUCUUUACACUCUGAGACGCUCGGCUAGAGCCCGCGAACUGCUCGGAGACAAUAUCUCAUUUUACUCACUAUUCCCAUGGAUUACAGGCUACAUUUCUACCGUUGGUGGUGCCGUUGACUUCAAGUACACCAUCAAGGGCUCUAAAGUGCCUAAGGCCAUCGUCUGGUUCAAGGCAGAAAAGUCUCAGGAAACUAACCGCUUUGUUGUUACUGAGUGGUCUGUGACUCCAGAAAAUGGCGAGCCCAUGUCUCUUCUUGAAGAGGAGUACAUGCCCUUUAUUCCCUUAAAGAAUGAAGAAGCCACCAGUAGACACAGAUCCGAAAACUUCUAA
Messenger RNA from Magnusiomyces paraingens, 831 nucleotides. RefSeq lists its product as uncharacterized. The record is from RefSeq and is a predicted model, not a curated record. NCBI's taxonomy places the organism in Eukaryota, Fungi, Ascomycota, Dipodascomycetes, Dipodascales, Dipodascaceae. Bases 1 to 831 code for a protein of 276 amino acids. Gene Ontology annotation, cellular component: mitochondrial inner membrane. Gene Ontology annotation, biological process: mitochondrial respiratory chain complex IV assembly. The transcript has a single exon.